AUGUCCAAUCGACGUGAGAGUGCCCAUGCAUUUGUGCAGCGACUCCGAGCCACUCCCGUUUCACUUUCACCGCAGAUCUUUCACAACGCCACUGAUGGUGGAUUGCGGCAAAGUGAUGUGUUGAUUGUUGGCGGUCCACCGGGAUCGGGAAAGACAACGUGGGUGUACCGCGUGGCCGCCCAACAUGUGAACAAUGGUGGUCUUGUCACUUUUCUCUUUCUUCCCGGUAGUGGCAAUUUUGUGUUGCGACGGUUUAUGGAACAACUGGAAAUGCUGACUCCAUUAUCUCUCACAACAGAAGAUAUGAGAAAUAAUGAUUCUAUGGAUAAUAAUAAUAAUAGUGAUGGGAUAAGAACAACAUGUACGUCUGAUAUUGAGACUCGGCGUCAAGCAUUACUAAAUGCACUCCAUCGUGUGGAAGUGGUACACUGUGCAGAUAUUACGGAUCUCGCUGUCUACUGCAUGCAUGAGAAGAAGAGUGAAUUGGAUUCUCUGCGCUCCGACACCGCCGUACCGCUUGUGAUUGCGGAGGGUUGUGGUGGAAAAGGGAGUUAUCUACAUCACAUGGAACGGGCGAUGGGGCAUGAAUCCCCAUUGUGUUAUUGGUUUUUUAAUUGUUUACAGCGACGACGGCGAUGUGCACUUAUUCUCGUAGAGGAAUGGGGAUUCACAGGAGUUGAACGGGAGGAUUCCUCCUUCACAACUAUAGUAGAGACAGAGUCUGAACUUCUGCGGCGCUUGCAGAAGGAAACAUAUCGAAUGACGAUGAUACCUAAGUCUUAUACAAACAAACGACAACGAAUGAGUUCAACUUCUAAUGUCAUCUCCCAUCCAGUGUCAGAAGCCUCUUCACAUUUUGUGGGGAAUCUGCGAUUGUUUUAUUUACACAUACAGAGUAUUCCAACAACAACUGUAACGAUAACAACAACAACAACAACAGCAGCAGCAGGAGGAGGAGGAGGAGGAGGAGGAUUUGUGACGGUGGCGCGAUUGUUGCAGUGGCGUUUGAUGCAGAAACAAGAAACAACUAGUGUGAAGAAUGAAAUAUCGGAAGUCUUAACAGAAUCUUCACGACCGCAGCGAUGGCGUCACUCAAUAGUGGAGAAACCAACACCAUUCUGUGGGGAAUUACUUUGUGCAGCACAGUUGUAA
Molecule: messenger RNA, 1152 nt
Organism: Trypanosoma theileri
Lineage: Eukaryota; Euglenozoa; Kinetoplastea; Trypanosomatida; Trypanosomatidae
Exons: 1
Coding region: 1-1152 (383 amino acids)
Source: RefSeq, a predicted model, not a curated record